Molecule: messenger RNA, 567 nt
Organism: Lasiosphaeria miniovina
Lineage: Eukaryota; Fungi; Ascomycota; Sordariomycetes; Sordariales; Lasiosphaeriaceae
Exons: 3
Coding region: 1-567 (188 amino acids)
Source: RefSeq, a predicted model, not a curated record
AUGUCGUCAUCCCGCUCGGGUCGUUCCGGUCAGCACGGCAGCUCUCGGUUGAGCGGCAGUGGGAGGUCUGGCGGCUCGCGGUCCAUCCGCCAGCUCAUCGAAUCAUUGGAGACCCAUCGCGUCAACACGCUCACGGAGCUGUGCCGGAUCGAGCGCGUCGCUGCGUCAUGCGAGUCGGCAGACGAUGCCCGCGCCUUUCAGGGCCCCAUGACGUCGGCAUGGGCUUACUACGUCACCAGCCACCAAAUGCUCUCGGAACUGCGCGGCCUCACCGGCUCCGAAUACUUCUUCUCCAGCGAUCUCCUCGACGGCGCCCAGGCCCUGGUGCAGAAUGACCCCGAGUCCAACCGGAGCUGGAAUCUGGCCUGGCUCUGCCUCAACAAGAUCAUAGACGACAACCUCAUCCCAUCGUACGCUUACGCCGAGGCCAGUCGUCCUGAAAUGUGGGACGGUUACGAGCCCAGCGAGGACGAGAUCCAGGAAUUGGCUGCUCGCUUUCAGUUGCAAUGGGACCGCGCAGUCCGCCAGAUGCUGCAGCACUGGCAGGUUCCGCCACAGUGGUACUAG